AUUGCUCAAUCCAAGCAAUCUUUGGAACUCAUAAUCUAUAUAGCAACAUCUUUCUACAACAUGGCCAACAUAAAAGUAAAUUCAAAUAAAUCAACUCUAACUAUAAAUACCAAAAUGAAUAAUAUGCAAAUCACUUUUAACCAACAAACAAUACAAAACAUCCCUCCUGAUCAAGCUUUUAGAUUUCUAGGAUGCAAGUUCUUCAGAACUUUUUCUUACAAACCCACUCAUAUCAUCAUUACUGAUGAAAUUACAGCAGCUAUACAAAAGCUACAACAUGCAAAAAUAAUAGACAAACAAGCAAUAUAUAUCAUCAACUCAGUAAUUCUCACCCGAUUUGCUUAUCAGAUCCAAAACACUUUCCUUUCAAGCUCACAGCUAGACAAAAUUACCAAAUCCUAUACCAACCUCACCAAACACAAAGUGGAAUUCGCUAGUACUAUUCCAAGCUCGACACUAUUCUACAAUUGA
Ambispora leptoticha is the source of this 471-nucleotide messenger RNA. The record is from the annotation of a GenBank genome assembly. Lineage: Eukaryota; Fungi; Glomeromycota; Glomeromycetes; Archaeosporales; Ambisporaceae.